UUUGCCAAAAACAGCUGCAGGUUAUCACAAAUCUGUUAUAAGGAGGUUUGUCAACUUGUAAGAAAAAUACAACACAAAACACUCUUUUCCAAAUACCCGCUCCUAACGUCUCAGGGACAGAGGUGUUGCCAAACUCCGUGGGAGGCACGUGAGGGUUGGUAAACAGGGGCUUGGAGUGCAAUAAAGGGGUAUGAACCCUGUGUGGGAGGAGGACAGGCCACCCAGCAUCAGUCAGCUUACCUGUGAGGUGAGCUCCACCUGCCCCGGAGGGCGGCUCUGGCCCCAUCUCAGGAUGUGACUGCAGGGGACUCAUCUCCUCUUCCCGCACCCUCCUUCAAGCCCCAUGGCGUCCUGCCCCAUCCUGCAGAGGGAGAGAGUGUUCCAGUUGGGAGCCCAUGCCUACAGGAUCCCCGCUCUGCUCUACCUGCCUCAGCAGAAGACCCUGCUGGCCUUUGCAGAAGAGCGGACAAGCGAGAAGGAUGAGCACGCGAAGCUAAUUGUCCUGCUCAAGGGAAGCUACAACGCGUCCACCCACCAGGUCCGGUGGCAUGCACAGGAGGCGGUGGCCCAAGCCCAGAUGGAGGGCCACCGCCCCAUGAACCCAAGCCCCCUGUACGACGAGAAGACAGGGACCGUUUUCCUCUUCUUCAUUGCCGUCCUUGGGCAGGUGUCCGAGCACCACCAGCUUCACACCAGGGUCAACGUGACACGGCUGUGCCAGGUCACCAGCACCGACCACAGGAGGUCCUGGAGCCCCGUCAGGGACAUCAUGGACUCUGUCAUUGGCCCGGCCCACAGAUGGGGCACUUUCGCGGUGGGCCCGGGACACUGUCUCCAGCUGCACAACCCGACGCAGCUGGUGCUCCCAGCCUACACUUACUGCACCCGUCCCGCCCUGCAGGCGCCUACCCCUUCCGCCUUCUGCCUGGUCAGCCACAACCACGGGAACACGUGGGCGAGAGGGAAAUUCGUGGCCUGGGACACCCUGGAGUGCCAGGUGGCCCAAGUUGGGGAUGCAAAACGGAGGCUUGUGUACCUGAACGCGAGAAGCCCCCUCCGAGCCAGGGUCCAGGUCCAGAGCGCCAACGACGGGCUCGAUUUCGGGGAGACCCAGCCAGUGCAGAAGCUCGUGGAGCCUCCCCACGGCUGCCAAGGGAGCAUCAUUGGCUUCCCCAGCCCCCGUGCGGGAUGAAUCCCAGACCGGUGACUGCUCUACACGCACCCGACUGACCCACGGGGGAGAGCCAACCUGGGCGUGUACCUCAACUGACAGCCCCCUGCACCCUAGGCCUGGUCGGAGCCCCCCCUGCAGACCCCGGGCAGCUGCGCUUACUCAGACCUCCAGAGAAUGGGCGCCGGCCCCAAUGGGUCACCCCAGUUUGGGUGUCUGUACGAAUCGGAUGAUUACGAGGAGAUCGUCUUUGUCAUGUUCACCCUGAAACAGGUCUUCCCAGCUGAAUUUUUGCUGCAGUGAGCCCGCUGUGUACUGCCCAAGAGGGCUCUCCCCACCGAGAGGCUGGCCGUUUCCUUCCUCCCAGUGCCCUCUGGACCUGGGAGGCUGCCUCUCUGUUCCCUUUGUCGAAGGUGUGCAAGUGCAAGUCUGUCUCUGGGCUCCUUUCCGCCUGCACUGUCUCAGCCUUCCCAGAGGAUUCUAUUUGCAGCCCAGAAACUGAAGGAACCUGGCCUCCUGGAGCCCCUUGGUUCAGCCUGCCUGCUCCCCCCAGCCCAGGUUUUCUGCAGGUCUUGAUAAGUUAACUAGUCCAGCCCGUUUCCUCUUAGCAAAUGCUCAUCAGGUUCCUGGGCAAAGGCUGGGACAAAGCUGUAAAUUAGCAAAGAUGUGUGCGUAUGUUUGUGUGCAUGUGCGUACGUUUGUGUGCGUGUGCGUAUGUCUGUGUGCGUGUGCGUAUGUUUGUGUGCGUGUGCGUAUGUUUGUGUGCAUGUGUGUCUGUCUGUCCAUGUCUCUGUGCGUGUCCUCAAUGCUUUAGAGCAGGUAGCAUGGGCAACAGCACUGCAGGGGGGUAAGGCAGAGCCUAGGAAAAGUAAGCUGGCUUAGGUUGUUGUGUUAGUUUCCCAGGGCUGCUGUAACAAAGUACCACCCAUUUAGUGGCUUAAAACAACAGAAAUUUACUCUCUCACAGUUCUGGAGGCUAGAAGUCCAAAAUCAAGGUGUGCUCCCUCCCGAGGCUCUAGGGGAGAGUGCUUCCUGGCCUCUUCCAGAUUCUGGUGGCCCCAGGCCUCCCCUGGCUCGUGGCUGCAUCACUUUCAUGUCUGCCUCCGUCUUCUCACGGCUUUCUCUUCCUCCCUCCCUGCUUCCUCUUCUGUAUCUUUUAAGGACACUUGUCAUUGGAUUUAGUGCCCACCUGGAUAAUCCAGGGUGAUCUAGGAUAAUCCUUCACUUAAUUACAUCAGCAAAGACUCUUUUCCAAAUUAUGUCACAUUCACAGGCUCUGGGGUAGGACAUGGAUGUAUCUUUGGGGGCCGCCACUCUACCCACUACAGUCAUCGUAAGUUAUUCUUCUAUAGGUGAUGUGGCUAAAGGUAGGAACGAAAUUCCAAUGAAUCAGGUAAUUCAGAAGA
This is a messenger RNA of Orcinus orca (killer whale), 2577 nucleotides long. It is a transcript of the gene NEU2, whose product is annotated as neuraminidase 2. Gene Ontology annotation, cellular component: lysosome; membrane; cytoplasm. The record is from RefSeq and is a predicted model, not a curated record. Gene Ontology annotation, molecular function: exo-alpha-sialidase activity. NCBI's taxonomy places the organism in Eukaryota, Metazoa, Chordata, Mammalia, Artiodactyla, Delphinidae. Gene Ontology annotation, biological process: oligosaccharide catabolic process; ganglioside catabolic process.